Colletotrichum destructivum is the source of this 729-nucleotide messenger RNA. RefSeq lists its product as uncharacterized. The coding region runs from base 109 to 627 and encodes 172 amino acids. The record is from RefSeq and is a predicted model, not a curated record. Lineage: Eukaryota; Fungi; Ascomycota; Sordariomycetes; Glomerellales; Glomerellaceae. The transcript has 3 exons.
CUUCUCUUCAAAUCAUCAAGUCGCAGUUCUAGCAGCUCUAGCAGUUCUUUACUAUUUCACACUUUGUUCAAAGUCUUUUUUUACACUAAUACCACUAAAUCUUUCAAGAUGCAUUAUUCUCAGCUCAUCCUCUCGCUCUUUUGCGUCUUCACCUUCGUCAACGCUCUGCCUGUGCCGGCACAGGGAGAAGCGGUCGUCGCGCGAGCCACCAAAAAGGGGAACACAAAGGCUGAGACCGCUGGUAUCAAGCAGAACAUAAAUAUUCAAAAGGAAGAGAAGAAGGACGCCAAGGGUGUGGCCAAGGCUAAAAACCCUAAUGAAUUCAAGAAGGCCAAGGGCGAGCUCGUCAACACCAUUGAGGACGGAAAGAAAGUCCGCGAGAAGAACCAAAAGAACGCUGAUCCGAAAAACAAAAAGCUCAAUGAUGGUCUGAAAAAGGUCCAAGGCGCGCAGGCCGUAGAGGAAAAGCAAGCCAAGGGCCUGAAGGGGAACACCUCUAAGGCUGAUAAAGCUACCCUCAAGACUCUUCAGGGCGAGUUUAGCAAGGGUAUUGAUGUGAACAAGGGCAACUUGAAGGCUGCAAAGGAGGGUAGCAAGAAGACGAACACGGGCAAGAAGGGCAACUAAAUGUGCAAGGGCCAUAAUGUGACAAGUCUUACAUGGAAUCUUUGUAUUGAAUGAUGAUAGUUCCGACAAUAUCGAAUCAAGACCCGUAGAACUGAUUGCCAC